CCCAAGGCAUAUAUGCUUUCUGUGCAUGCAUGCAAAGAAUAUAUAUACUCCCUAGACCCUAGCUAGCUAGCUACCUUAAUUAUAUUACGUGCCUUGUCCAUCUCUUCAUUCACAUUAAUUAAAACGUCAAUAACAACAAUUAAUGUGUGCAUGCUGUAUGUGUUUGAAACAUUGAAGUAAAUUAUAUUUCCCAUUGUCCCAUCGAGUUUAUUGAAAAAAUAUAAACUGAAUUAUAUAUAUAUAUUUGGGGGGGCGGGCGGCCAUGGCUUCAACCAAAACUGCUUCAAGUGUUCUUUUGAUUGCCAACGCCAUACUGUAUUUCAUUGUUAUUGUAAUUGCUUCCUGGGCUGUUAACCAUGGGAUUGCCAGAUCCUACCGCACAGCAUCAGUAAUGUCAAUGCCAGCAAAAAUAUUCCCAAUCUAUUUCCCAUUUGGGAACAUGGCGACAGGGUUUGUGGUCAUAUACUCACUCAUAGCUGGCGUGGUGGGCUUCAUAACCUCCGUCGCCGCGUUUCUCAAUCUAACCGGUGCUCAAUGGGACUCACCCAACCUCCAUUCGGCUGCUGCUUCUUCCCUUGUUUCUUGGCUUCUCACCCUCCUUGCUAUGGGAGUCGCUUGUAAAGAAAUAAGCUUAGGGUGGACUGAUUCAAAUUUGAGGACAUUGGAGAUAAUUUUAAUAAUUUUGAGUGGAACACAAUUAUUCUGCACGGGUGCGAUCCAUGCUGAAGUUGAAAAUGUGGUGAGCAGGGAGAGGAUAAAUCUAGGAAGAAUGUAAUUAAUAAGAUUGUGUUUUUACAUAAUUAUUCCAAAUGAUGUUAUGAUCAUGUGCAUAAUUCACUUUAUAUAUUUCUAUACUAAGAUGUAUCCUGUUUCAACUGCAUAAAGGAGAGUGAGCGUGACAAAAUUUAUUAUGAGAGUGAGUGUGACAAUUUUUAUUCAUAGUAAAUAAAUUCAUUAUCAUUCA
Cuscuta campestris is the source of this 964-nucleotide messenger RNA. Lineage: Eukaryota; Viridiplantae; Streptophyta; Magnoliopsida; Solanales; Convolvulaceae. The record is from the annotation of a GenBank genome assembly.